AUGGCAGUGAGGACCAAUGCCACUGCCCUUACCGGCAUGCCCCGAAUCCAAGAUGCCCUACGUACCCCAGAAGAUCUCGAGAAGAUCACGAGUAUCAAAGGAGAAAUCAAUCGCAAGAAAGGUGAUGUGGACGCCAGAUUACGAGAAGGACUUAAAGAUCACUUGGAUUCCACGCAAAAUGGCAUGUCGACUUUGGCAGAAGGGCAGAAACUCGUUGGGCAGAUCAAAGAGGAAAUGAAGACUGUACAUGAUUUGUGCGAACAGGCGCAAGCGAUCCGGAAGAACUUCCCUCAGUUGGAUUACCUGGCUCGAGUCCAUCGCAAUUUCGAGGCCACGCGAGCCAUGCAGGCUGGGCUUGACAACUUUGAGCGAGACUGCUCUAUUCUUCGAGCUCUCCUGGAAGAGGAUGAAAAUGACCAGUACAACCAGCCCAACCUUCUGGAAGCGCACCUUCGCCUGACACAAUUGCGCGACUUUCGGGAUGAAGCGUUGGAUCAGAUCCGACGAAGCAAGGAUUCAAGUCUUGAACAGACGUUGCUCGAUUGGUUUCAGCAGCUUGACGACAUCAUAGAUAUGUUUGACGGCCACAUUGGGGCUAUUUGUAUGAACUUGAUCGAGUUGACCAAGCAAGAUAAUCAUGGCCUCAUCGUUCGGCUUGCCAUUGUGAUUGCCUCGGAGGAGAAGAAUGACGCGCGUGUACGGGCAUUGCAGGAUGCGCAGAAAGAUCACCAGGAUCUAGCCAGCAAAUUCACAUCAUUCACCAUCGGGCCGAAGUCGAUUCGUGGCUACAAGGAUAAGUUUUUGUCUUCAAUUAAGAUGUAUGCCGAGGGCCAAUUCGAAACGACAAGACAGAGCUUUCAGGAGGAUCCAUCUCGACUCGACAAGGCAACCAAGUGGUUCUUCAACGAUAUAUUUGUCUGCAAACAAGGAAUGCAGAACCUCUUCCCGAAGAAGUGGAAGAUUUUUGAAACAUUCGUGAACAUUUACCACCAACAAAUGCAUGACUUUCUACUUGAGUACGUUGAUGCGGAGGAUUUGAGGCCACCACAAAUGCUGGCCAUCGUUCAUUACAUCGAUGUGUACUACCAGAAAAUGAACAAACUCGGAGUUUCGCAGUCGCAACUCAAGCCACAUGUACUCGACUCCCGCGAAGGGGACCUUAUCCGCGACUACAGAAAUAUCAUAACGAAAGCUCUCAAUUCCUGGAUUGACAGGAUGUAUGUUACUGAUAUGAAGAACUUCAAAUCCAGAGCUACGGAUGCAAUCGAGACAGAUCCGGAUGGCCACUUCAGAACCAAGACACUGCCUGACAUGUGGCGCAUGUUGCAUGAGCAAGCAGAGGCCGCUGGUGAUUCUGAACGAGAAGAUGUGGUCGAAGGCGUUAUGAGCGCCAUGUUCAGCGCUCUGAAAUCGAGACAGCAGCAAUGGGAACGGCUGGUGGACGAAGAGGUGGAAAGGUACAAGAAUCCCACCUCGGAGCAACUUGAGACGUUGCAGCAAUUGCAGGACUGGCUCCUUGCUAUUGCCAAUGACCAGAUUGCAUGUGUCGACGAUGCUGCUGGCGAUGUGAUAGAUGAUCCAACCGCGCAAAAGGGAUAUCUAACGCGUUUCCGAGAAGAUUUCGUCAAGUUGCCUACUCCGCCCUCGGCCAAGUUCUUGUCGACAAAUGGGACAAGCGAGAUGGACUCCCUGCGAGACGGCUACGUCGAUUUGGCCACUCACUGUAUUUCGCGCUUCGUGCAGCUCAUCUUCCGUGUCGAUUUCCGGACAAUCCUGACAGAGCUCUUUGUACCAGGGAAAUGGUACGAACAAACAGCAAUGCAGCGAAUUACUACUACAUUCGACGAUUACAUUGGAGAUUAUAGCUCUGUACUACAUCCGUCGCUGCUGGAUAUCAUGAUUGAAGAGCUGUCGGACGCAUUGCUAGUCAACUAUUUGACCUGCAUAAAAUCCAACAAAGGAGUCAAAUUCAGGCGAGGCGAGCCGUUCCCCGCCAAAUUCAGGGACGACGUCCUUGCAGCCUUCGCAUUCUUCGAAAAAUUCCCCGACAGUUUCAAUGAGACGAUCAAGCCCAAAUGGAAAGCUGUGAAUUACACAGUCCAGUUGCUCGAAGCCGAUAAGAUGGAAGUUGUGGGAGUGUUUGCAGACUUCAAGCGAGAUUACUGGGAUCUGCAGUUGAGUUGGGUUGAAGGUGUCCUCAAGACCAGGGACGACUGGGAUCGAAGCAUGAUUACUGCGGUUAAACAGACGGCUGCCUCGACAUAUGUGGAGAGGGGAGCCGACACAGUCAUGAGCAAAGUCAAAUGA
Molecule: messenger RNA, 2307 nt
Organism: Exophiala spinifera
Lineage: Eukaryota; Fungi; Ascomycota; Eurotiomycetes; Chaetothyriales; Herpotrichiellaceae
Exons: 1
Coding region: 1-2307 (768 amino acids)
Biological process (GO): exocyst localization; exocytosis
Cellular component (GO): exocyst
Molecular function (GO): SNARE binding
Source: RefSeq, a predicted model, not a curated record